This is a messenger RNA of Chinchilla lanigera (long-tailed chinchilla), 1356 nucleotides long. RefSeq names its product prostaglandin-E(2) 9-reductase-like. Gene Ontology annotation, biological process: steroid metabolic process. Gene Ontology annotation, cellular component: cytosol. The transcript has 9 exons. The record is from RefSeq and is a predicted model, not a curated record. Lineage: Eukaryota; Metazoa; Chordata; Mammalia; Rodentia; Chinchillidae. Gene Ontology annotation, molecular function: steroid dehydrogenase activity; ketosteroid monooxygenase activity; aldose reductase (NADPH) activity. Bases 172 to 1140 code for a protein of 322 amino acids.
ACAGUCACUGUGAUUACCUAAACAGCAAAGAGGCAGAGCCAUUGAUAAUAAGAGAAGCAGAACAUUGGCUGAGAGUAGGCAGGAAACUUGGUGCCAGGGCCUCUGGUUAUAAAUAGCCUGUGAAAGCUGAAGAAAAACACAGGAGCGGCUCUGCAAGAGGAGUAACAAGCAAUGGAUUCCAAACAGCGCGUGAAACUAAGUGACGGCCACUUCAUUCCCGCCCUGGGAUAUGGCACCUAUAAGCCUGAGGAGGUUCCUAAAAGCAAAACCUUGGAGGGCACCAAAUUGGCUAUAGAUGCUGGAUUUCGCCAUAUUGAUACUGCAUAUACUUACCAAGUAGAAGAGGAAGUGGGAACCGUCAUUAAGAAUAAGAUUGCAGAAGGCAUUGUGAAGAGAGAAGACAUAUUCCUCACUUCAAAGCUUUGGUGUACUUCUCAUCGAUCAGAAAUGGUCAAACCUAGCUUGGAAAAUUCCCUAAGAAAACUUGGCUUGGACUAUGUUGACCUGUAUCUCAUUCAUUACCCAGUGGCCAUGAAGCCAGGUGAAGACCUCUUCCCCACUGAUGAAAAGGGAAAAUCAUUAUUGGACACAACGGAUAUCCUUGCCACAUGGGAGGCCAUGGAGAAGUGUAAGGACGCAGGACUGACCAAAUCCAUCGGGGUUUCUAACUUUAACCGCAGGCAGCUGGAGAUGAUACUGAACAAACCGGGACUCAAGUAUAAGCCUGUCUGCAACCAGGUGGAAUGCCAUCCUUAUCUCAACCAGAGCAAACUGCUGGAUUUCUGCAAGUCUAAGGACAUUGUGCUGGUUGCUUACUGUGCUCUGGGAUCUCAACGACCAAAACGAUGGGUGGACCCAAGUGCUCCAGUUCUCUUGGAAGAUCCCGUCCUUUGUGCUGUGGCAAAAAAGCACCAGCGAUCUCCAGCCCAGAUUGCCCUUCGCUACCAGCUGCAGCGUGGGGUUGUGGUUCUGGCCCAGAGUUUCAAGGAGAACGAGAUAAAAGAGAACCUGCAGGUCUUUGGAUUCCAGUUGACUUCCGAAGACAUGAAAAGCCUAGAUGGCCUGAACAGAAAUUUUCGAUAUGCUGCUGCUGAAUUUCUUGCUGAUGACCCUAAUUACCCAUUUUCCGAUGAAUAUUAAUGUGGAGGCGGUUCCCAUGAUUUCAGCCAAGUGUACCUGGGUGUGGAUACUGGUGCAGGAGAAAUCACGGAUGCUGCUGUUGGACACAUCACUUCCCCUCAAACCAUGUUCCUUAGGAACUUGCAGUUACCUACACCUCAUUCAAUACAUCCACAGGAGCAUGCAAUAAAGACCAACAGGUUUUUGAAAAAAAUAUAAAGGUUUUGUCUAAAACUA